AUGGCGCACGCCGCGGCGCUCGGCUCGGCGACCCAGUUGCUGUGCGCGGCGGGCGGUGUCCUGGAGUUGGACGAGCUGCGGGGGCGGCUGCGCGUGGACGCGGUGGCGCUGGAGGCGCUGCUGCGGGACAGCGAGCGGCUGGCGGUGGCCGUGCGGGGGCCCGGGGAGCGGACGCGGCGCGUGGUGCUGGCGGUGAGCGCCCUGCGCCUCUGCCGUGGGCCCCAGGGCGGCCAGGAGGCUUGCGUGGGGCUCUGCUCGCAGCUGCACCUCUGCAAGUUCCUGCUCUAUGGCGCCUGCAAGUUCCAGAAGGCCGGGAAGGGCUGUAGGAAUGGCCACAGCCUGAAGACCCUACACAACCAGGGUGUGUUGAGGGCCCAUGGCAUAGACCACCUCAACUUCAUGGAGCUCUGCCAGCUCCUAUUCCAGAAUGACCCCUGGCUCUUACCGGAGAUCUGCCUCCAUUACAACAAAGGAGAUGGGCCCUAUGGCUCCUGCACCUACCAGACACAGUGCGUCAAACUCCACAUCUGCCUGUACUUCCUGCAGUGUGAGUGCAAGUUCGGUGCCAGCUGCAAGCGAUCCCAUGACUUCUCCAGCCCUGAGACGCUGGCCAAGCUGAACAAGCUGGGUAUGAGCUCCGAAUUGGUGCGGAGGCUGCCUGCCAUGUAUAGGAAUGCACAUGACAUCAAGAAUCGGAGCUCUGCCUCAGACACCCUGCCUUCGGUCCUCCGGGCAACUUCAGAAAAAAGAGAUACUUCAUGUUCUGGGACCCCACGUACUACCAGCGAAGAGGAGAGUGAUCAGAUAUGCCUGUACCACAUCCGGAAAAGUUGCAGCUUCCGAGACAAGUGCCAUCGGGACCAUUUCCAUCUGCCGUAUCGCUGGCAGUUCUUGGAUGGAGGCAAGUGGAAGGAUCUGGACAACAUGGAGUUCAUUGAAGAGGAGUACAGCAACCCCGGGAAAAGCUGGGUCCUCUGCUCCAAGUUGGCCAAUAGCCUGUCCUCAGAGUAUUUGAACUUUGACUCCAUGACCUUCGGUGCCCUCCCAGCCCGCCGCCUCUCUACGGCCUCCUCAGUCACCAAGCCCCCACACUUCCUCCUCACCACUGAGUGGCUGUGGCGCUGGGCUGAUGAGGCCGGCUCUUGGCAGGAAUAUGGAAGGCAGGGCACGGAGCACCCUGUGGCCACCGUCAGCAGCUCUGAGUUGGAGAAGGCCUACCUGGCGUACUGCAUGCCGGGCUCAGACGCCCAGGCAGCCACUCUUCAGUUCCAGGCCGGAAAGCAUGAGUACGAGUUAGAUUUCAAAGCCCUUGUCCAGAGAAACCUGCGCUACAGCACAGUCAGAAAGGUUUGCCGGAGACCCAAAUAUGUGUCCCCACAGGAUGUGAAGAAGAAGCAAACCUGCAGUGGCAUGCUUUUAGGCCCAAAGAGCAUCCCAGACUAUUGGGACUCAUCUGCCGUGCCGGACCUGGGAUUCAAGAGAGUUGCCCUCAUCCCGUCCUCGGAGGAGCACCAGAAGGUCUGUGAGCUUUUCAGCCGCACGCUGCCCUCCUACCUAAUCCAGAAGAUUGAGCGCGUGCAGAACCUGGCCCUCUGGGAAGUCUACCAGUGGCAGAAGAGUCAGAUGCAGAAGAAGUGUGGAGGUGCCGCAGUGUACGAGAGGCAGCUCUUCCAUGGCACCAACGCCUGCUUUGUGGAUGCCAUCUGCCAGCAGAACUUCGACUGGCGCAUCUGUGGACUUCACGGCACCUCCUAUGGCAAAGGGAGCUACUUCGCCCGUGACGCUGCGUACUCUCACCACUACAGUGAGGCCAGCGCACAGUCCCACAGGAUGUUUCUGGCCCGAGUGCUGGUAGGCGAGUUUGUCCGUGGCUGUGCCACCUAUGUCCGCCCACCAGCCAAGGAGGGCCAGGCCACCACCUUCUACGACAGCUGCGUGAACAGCAUGUCUGACCCGUCUAUCUUUGUGGUCUUUGAGAAGCACCAGGUCUAUCCUGAAUACCUCAUCCAGUACACCACCAGCGCCAGACCCGUGGCCUCCCUCGUGGCCCCGGCCUCCCUCGCGGCCCCGGCCUCCCUCGCGGCCCCGGCGUCCCAGGCGGCCACCGCCUCCCUUGCGGCUCCGGUGUCCAGGGCGGCCACCGCCUCCCUCACGGCCACGGCCUCCCUCUCCGGCCCGGCCUCUGUUGGAACCACUGCCGCGGGCCAGCCACGCAUGGGCAUCUGGGGGUGGUUCGCCCGCUGA
Messenger RNA from Chrysochloris asiatica (Cape golden mole), 2244 nucleotides. It is a transcript of the gene PARP12, whose product is annotated as poly (ADP-ribose) polymerase family, member 12. The coding region runs from base 1 to 2244 and encodes 747 amino acids. The record is from RefSeq and is a predicted model, not a curated record. Lineage: Eukaryota; Metazoa; Chordata; Mammalia; Afrosoricida; Chrysochloridae. The transcript is spliced from 12 exons. Gene Ontology annotation, molecular function: metal ion binding; NAD+ poly-ADP-ribosyltransferase activity.